This is a messenger RNA of Erpetoichthys calabaricus (reedfish), 3650 nucleotides long. Its product is annotated as polycomb group RING finger protein 2-like. The coding region runs from base 288 to 1397 and encodes 369 amino acids. The transcript is spliced from 11 exons. Lineage: Eukaryota; Metazoa; Chordata; Cladistia; Polypteriformes; Polypteridae. Gene Ontology annotation, cellular component: PRC1 complex. Gene Ontology annotation, molecular function: promoter-specific chromatin binding. Gene Ontology annotation, biological process: negative regulation of transcription by RNA polymerase II. The record is from RefSeq and is a predicted model, not a curated record.
UUUUUACGCAGUCCGUGGGUGAAAGCAAAGCAAAACAAAACAAAAACAAAAAUCCAGUCUCUCGUUUACAAUCUUUGGGCAGAAGAAGGAACGGCCACGUGACUAAAUGGGGCAGUCCGUCUUCAGGCUCUGAAAAAAAAAAGCCAUUUUGUGGCGUCCUACUAUACAACGCGAAAAGCACUCUUUCUAUUCCGGAUUUUCGCACAUCAAAACGGCAGGUUUUUCUGCAAAACCAGUGUUCAUUUAUGUUACAGGUAAAGGUAGAGGGUUCGUUAAAAUAACCAUAAAUGUGGGCAAAUGCAGGAACAGAAGACACAGCACACGACUGCAGAUCCCCCAAGCUGGAGAAAAUGCACAGAACAACUCGGAUUAAAAUCACCGAGCUCAACCCGCACCUAAUGUGUGCUCUCUGUGGGGGCUACUUCAUUGACGCCACGACCAUAGUGGAGUGCUUACACUCUUUUUGUAAGACCUGCAUAGUUGGCUACCUGGAAACAAACAAGUACUGUCCAAUGUGUGAUGUACAGGUUCACAAAACCCGACCUCUCCUCAGCAUCAGAUCGGACAAAACCUUGCAAGACAUAGUAUAUAAGCUGGUCCCUGGGCUAUUUAAAGAUGAGAUGAAGAGGAGGAGGGACUUCUAUGCUGCUAACCCCACAGCAGAUGCUUCUAAUGGCUCAAAUGAGGACAGGGGCGAGGUUCAGGAGGAGGAGAAGAGGAUUAUCACAGACGAUGAAAUUAUUAGCCUUUCGAUAGAGUUUCAUGAGGGUAAAAAAAAUGAAAAGAAAUCAGCAGCAGAAAUAAAUGAGACGGAAAAAGAAAGGGUGAACAGCAAACGGUUUCUUCGAUGUCCAGCUGCUAUGACAGUAAUGCACCUUGCAAAGUUCCUUCGUAGUAAGAUGGAUAUUCCUAGCACUUACAGAAUUGAGGUCUUGUAUGAAGAUGAGCCAUUGAAAGACUACUACACACUAAUGGACAUUGCCUACAUCUACACUUGGAGACGGAAUGGCCCACUACCACUUAAGUACAGAGUUCAGCCUACUUGCAAGCGAAUCAAACUCUCCAGGCAGCCUGCCACCAACUCAGACGGCAUGAACACCAGUGCCAACUCAGAGAGCGAUUCAGUCAGUGACAAAGCAAACAGCCCAGCUACUGUGCCAUCCACAUCCUCUCCACUGCCCAGCCCUGGGCUCCACCGGACAUCACCUAGUCCCCACCACAGUACGCCUCCUCUUCCAGUUUCUGCACCAGCGCCAAACAGCACCACCAACAGCACACCACCUCUGCUCAAUGGCUCCUUGAACUGCCGCCAGCUGUCACCUUCCACAGGCCGUGGGCGUAAAAUGACUGUCAGCACUGGUGGGACAACCACAGCAGUAACAUCACCUCUCACCUAAGACAUCUGCCCAGAGUGCUGGGGAAAAAAUGUUGUUGGAUUGUAUCAUAUGCUACUUGGAUCAUUUUUAAUUCAAUGCCGGCUUUCUUCUCUUCUAAUUUAAAUGGACUGACUGGAAGGAGAAGUGUAUCGCUUUGCUUUUCUGUUUGCUAAUAGUUGUUUUUUUUCUUUUGGGUUUUUCUCCUAUUAAAAAAGGAAGUGCAGAGUGGGAUAUUAAGUACCACAGUGUGAGUGGUAUGUUGUAUGCGGUCAAAACAUCCCACAUGUCACAGGUUCACCACUUGUGAUGGGAAUGCUGUGCCUUUUGCAACUGGUGUGAAGGUAAAAGGAGGAAACCCUGUGAAGGGGCCAUACUGCUUGACUCAUCCUUGCCUUCCACUAGUUUGCUCAGAGCUAACUCUUCAGAACAGGUGUAGAAUGGAGAAUCUGUGCUAAAGGAAACGUUUAACACUGUGGCAUCAUAAAGAAAGACUGUGAUCAAUCUUUAAAACGUCAGCAACAUUUCUGUAUCCAAGGGAGUAUGUUUGUGCAGCACUGUGCAUCUCAAGAUGUUGGCUUGUGUUCAUCCAUCUAGGUAUUUUUAUAUCCCGAGGUUAAACUGGCAGCAACAGACGAGAUAGUGAAGACCGUCUGAUAAAAACGUGAGGAAAUUUGUGCACAUAAACAGUUUUAUCUGGACAAUUUGGCGAUCAGAAGUAACCAGACAUGCAUCCAGACACUUAUUGAAGAGAGACAACCUGCCAGCACGAGUCUGUAUUGUGUAGUAAUCUGCUUUAUGUGUAGAGACUCUUUUAUAUAACACACAAGUCUCUGAACUUUAUAUAUAUAUAUAUAUAUAUAUAUAUAUAUAUAUAUAUAUAUAAUAAUUAGUGUUUAUGCAUAUAUCUGUAUAUACCAGUAUAUACAAGUACACUAGGGCAUACACACGGCUUACAUAUGCACACAAACAGCAAAAUUUUAGUCACCCAACUGGUGAGGGCUGGGUGCUAUUACUAGUAUUGACAAACUGAAAAUUAAUAUAGCUGGACAUGAUUAUAUCAAACCAUACAGAAAUAUUACAGCUUGUAUAUUGCAGGUUACUUGUUGCUGCUGUGUGAGAGAACAGUUUGUAAUGUUCAAGCCAACAAGGUUGAAGUGAAGUACAAAGUUACAAAAAGGCUGGCAGGUGGCAGGCUCUGUGCUGCUUCACUUGGGACAUGGAAGACCAUGCUUGUUAAGUUUGGUGCCUAUGGAUACAUUCUAAUGCUUUUAAAACACAUACCGACUACUGCAUUAUUGGCUCCUAUCCACAUAGAUCCAAUCAGCUCUCGAUUUAUACUGCAUGUUCCUUGUGCCAGCCAGAGAGAUACUGUAGAACUAUACUUAUUCUUAAGUGCCAUAUUUUUUUUUUUCCUGGAAGAUGUGAAUUCUCAAGGUAGGAAUAGAAGAAACAAACUUAAUACCAAUGAAGGAAAAAGCACACACCAAUUAUUGUCUAAGAAGAAGAAAAGUGUAAACUGUACCUAUAUGCUGUUGUAUUAAGGUGUGGCUUAUGAAUGCUUAUCACAGCAAAUUAGCAGCUGUCAUAGCAGUGAGACAUUUUUCUGCAAGGCAUGUCUUGAAAUGUACCAGCCUAUCCUGAAAUGACCUACUUUCAAAUAGAUUAUUCCCUAGUCUGUUUGAAAAAAAAAAAAAAAAAAAAAAAGUUUAUGCCCUAUUUCAGUAUGCCUGGCAUAACAGAGGAAAUACCUCAAUUUUUUUUUUUUUUUAUGUCAGUGUCGGUUUAUCACCUGCCUUCUGCUUGAUAUAUUUUUCAGCUACAAUUAGUAAGAAACUGUUUCUUGUAUCUUUCUUUUCCACAGUGCAGACAGAACUUAAUUUCAGCCCAGGUUGUGACUUCCCUGUCGGUGGCACCAGUAAUUUACAAAGGCUAUAUAAGUUCAGACAGACAAGUGCAUUCUUUAGGAGCUUGGAUUGAUCAAGUUCUAUCAGCCACAUUACACUGUCAUGAAAAUACCCUCCUGUUCUAGAAACAGCUUUCUAUGUAUGUACAAAAAAAAAAAAAAAAGGUACAACCAAAAUAACUGUUGCUGCAUCCCGUAUUAUGUUAAAUGUAGUGUAAUAUAUGGUGUUUAGCCUAUAUUGUUAUUGGAAAAAAAAUGUAUAAUUAUACUGCUUUGUAAAUGUAAUCAAAGAAAACUACCCCCUGCCCCAGUGAGCAAGUAUGAAAUACUUUUUUUGUAUACUGAAAUAAAAAAGCAUCUUUGUGGAUUAA